Messenger RNA from Cladophialophora immunda, 1380 nucleotides. RefSeq lists its product as uncharacterized. Gene Ontology annotation, molecular function: DNA-directed DNA polymerase activity. The coding region runs from base 158 to 856 and encodes 232 amino acids. Gene Ontology annotation, cellular component: delta DNA polymerase complex. Gene Ontology annotation, biological process: DNA-templated DNA replication; DNA synthesis involved in DNA repair. NCBI's taxonomy places the organism in Eukaryota, Fungi, Ascomycota, Eurotiomycetes, Chaetothyriales, Herpotrichiellaceae. The record is from RefSeq and is a predicted model, not a curated record. The transcript is spliced from 2 exons.
CCGACCCCCUCUUUGGCGGUAGUCUCACCACUGAUAAUUACAACUUCAUUCCGAACAACAUCUCUAGAAAACGUCUGCCUGUCUCUGUAUAAUUGCCUUGGGUUCACUCUAUCACUUCCACAGGUCAUCCGCAGAACACAUCAGCUUGCGCCUCAAGAUGCCCCGAACCCGCAAAUCCGCCACUCGGCCCAGCCACUCUCUCCAGUCCACCCUCUCAUUCAACAACAAGUCUGCGCGGGUGACGAAGCCGGGCGCAAAUGCGCAGCGAGACGAGCACAGCGCUUCGGCGAAGAAGCUAGCCGAGGUUGCCGACGACGGGUUGAGAACGGAGCCGGAGGUGGCAGAGGUGAAGAAUGAAUCAGCUCCCGAGGAAAUCGAGGAGGAGGAAGACGCACGAGAUCUGAAAACGGAAGCAGAUCAAGAUAUAGAGCCAGACGCAAAAGAGGAGGAGGAAGAGGAGGCGUCGCUCAAAGCGAGGUCCAGAAGGAAGCACAAGGCCAAGGUUGCUGCAGGCAAGGACGACCGUGAACUCGCGGCCGAAAAGGUCACGGAUGCGCAGCUGAAGAAAUACUGGCAGGCGGAAGAGGACAGUCGGCUUGCUCCCAGAGUGCACCAAUCCGACCUCUCCAUCCACGAAAAGAUCCUGCGCCACUUCGACCUCUCGUCGCAAUACGGCCCGUGCAUCGGCAUCCCUCGCCUCCAACGCUGGCGGCGCGCAAACGCCCUGGGACUGGAGCCGCCCGUCGAAGUCCUCGCCGUCUUGUUGAGGGAACAAGACCACACCAAGAGCCAGGGAUGCGGCAAGAUGGCCUACAUUGACGAGUUAAGUGGGGGGCGGGUUGUUCUGGUGGAGUAGACGUGAUCUGGACGAUGUCAGACGAUACGACGGACAGCAAAAGCUACGGAACUCCACAGUUUCAGGCUAACAAAACAUGGGCAUGUUGUGCUGCAUUGGGAGUUCAGCCAUGUUGUUUCGACCAGAUCAGCUACAACACUGAAACUCUGGGCCUGGGCUUGUCUAAUGAAAAGCAGUGGCUGGCUGGGGGAUUGCGGUCAUGUCGGGACUCAAGACCUGCGAUGAGGAUGACCGCAAAAGAUGCCACAUAUGUGAUUGCAAGGGUGACGUGAAACCCAGAUCGUUGUUUAUGACACUCGAUCUAUGUACAAAAUGGCUUCACGGAAAGGAGUUCCAGGCGUGCGUGCUUUGCUUCAUUUAUGAGGACUGCGCUAGAACACAAGCACUUGAAACAUGAAGCAACAGGGUUGAAAUGUCUUGACUUUAUACUAAGAAAUGUGAUCACGCGCCGGAGCAAAGAUUUGCUUGAAGCAGAAUGUCAUUACCGCCUCGGUCUAAUGUUGUUCUUUACACAAAGUCGCUUG